Messenger RNA from Oldenlandia corymbosa var. corymbosa, 6137 nucleotides. The record is from the annotation of a GenBank genome assembly. Lineage: Eukaryota; Viridiplantae; Streptophyta; Magnoliopsida; Gentianales; Rubiaceae.
CCUACGAAAUCCGUCCCCCAAUCACCGCCCCGCCCGGGCUAUUUUACUCCUCCUCCACCCCCAAUCUCCACCGGAUUUCACACACUUCACGCACUAAUCCGGCUUCUUCCGCCCCCUUCUCUACCUGCUCCCCUCGCAAUUAAAAUCAAUAAAACCAUUCUCCCUCUUGUAAUUUUUGUUAAUUGUAAAAGGCACAGCUGCCGGAAGGAGGAAUCCGGUUUCUGCCGGAUUAAAUUAGCGCGCCAGAUUUCAGCUGAUAGGCGUUAGAAUUAGGUUUUUUUUUUUUUCACUUGUUUGUACGAUUUUACAUAUACUAAUUUUUUUGUUGAGUCGAUAGAUUUUUGAUUCCAUGUGUAAAAUAGGAAACAUGAUUAGGUUUAGAGUCUCGUAAAUUCCUGUUGUUGUAAUAUUGGCGUUUUGGUUGAAGUGUAAAUGGAUAUGGAGAGCUCGCGUAGACCGUUUGAUAGAUCGCGAGAACCAGGGUUGAAGAAACCUAGGUUAAUCGAAGACCCUAUCGGACUGGAUCGCAGCUCAAAUGGCCGGGCCACCAGCUUUAUUCAGCGUUCUGGACCUGCCAGCUCCGGCUCGGCAGCUUCUUCCAGAUUUACCUCACCGGACGACUCUGUGCGAGGACCUUAUCCGCAUAAUCAAUUACAGCAGCAGCAACAGAUUUUGGAGCUCGUGACUCAGUACAGGGGUGCCUUAUCUGAACUCACUUUCAACUCCAAGCCGAUAAUAACCAACUUAACUAUUAUUGCCGGGGAAAAUCUGCAUGCGGCAAAGGCCAUUGCCAACACCGUCUGUGUGAAUAUCCUCGAGGUGAUUCCAAAAUUUAAAAUUUAUAACACUAUCACCUCACUGAUGCUAUUGUAGUACUGUUGUUAUUCCUGACCGUGCCUUAGCUGUUUGGAAUGUGUAGGGAAAUUAGUUUAACUAGGUAAACGUUCUUCUAAAUUAUGCUUAGAAUAGUAUAUAAGUUAUAUAAGAAUACAGGAGGGGAGGAUUGUAAAUGAGUAAGUGAUUAAUGGAUGAGUCGCAUUUCGGAGCAGCUUUUUGAAUUUUAAAAUUUUUAUUUUUCCCUGGUCGGAGUUUAAAUUCAUUGUGUAGCGCUGAAUUUUUUCCAUAGCAUCUUUAUGGUUUUGCGAUCUAAUUAGUUUUGAAUGUCACAAUGGGGUCUUCCAGCGCCACAUCCACUAGCACUGCUUUAGUGAUGACUUAAAUUUAUUGGUUAUUACGUGCAAUGAGUAUUACAAGCAAAUUACAUUAUUAAUAUCCAAAUUCUACAGGUUGAAAAUCAGUUUCUUUAUAGACUUACCAUGAGACGCGCAUUGCUAAUUUAUUUUUCUUGAUCUUUCUAGUGACAUUGGGCUUACAGCCAUAGUAGUACGUCUCUUUAUGGUAAUAAUUGUUGACCAUUCUCCUAUAUGGGGAAGGUCUUGUGAGUUUAAUAUCGGGAUUUUAUAUUUAUAUGCUUACUUCUUACAUCAGUAAGUCAUGGGUAAAUAAAUGCCCAUUAUUGCUGGCUCUGAUUUUUAGAACUUAGAACAAUCUUUAGUUGUUGUUAAUGGGUUUUGGAUGUUGCAUCUGGAUAGCAGACUACUAUGUGUAUUCCUACCUAUGGUUAUAUUGUUACACUCUGUUCUGAAGAGAAAAUUAAAGAAUGUGGAUGGACAGUUUUGAGUUGGUUUUGAACUGCUAACUGCUGGAUGCUUGGUAUACAUGCUGGAAAGAUUGCAGAACGACUCGUCACCCACUUGCCUCUGCCCCCCCUGAAUUACUCAUCUUAUUGCAGCUGUUUUCAGAGUUUUUGCAUUUGCUGAUAGGUUAAGUUUAUAUGGAUAUACAUUCCUCUAAUAAACUUAAUAAUUUACAGGUUCCUAGCGAUCAAAAGCUGCCAUCACUUUAUCUCUUAGACAGUAUAGUGAAGAAUAUCGGAAAGGACUACAUAAAAUACUUCGCAGCAAGACUACCUGAGGUUUUCUGCAAGGCAUAUAAGCAGGUUGAACCCUCCAUUCAUCAAGGCAUGAGGCAUCUCUUUGGUACUUGGAAAGGAGUUUUCCCAUCUGAGACGCUGCAAAUGAUUGCUCAAGAACUUGGCUUUGUGCCUGUGGCUAAUGGUUCAUCUCGCCCUGAGGCACCUGCUCGUCCUGCGCAUGGCAUCCAUGUAAACCCCAAGUAUCUGGAGGCAAGGCAACGUAUCCAACAGUCUACUAGGGCAAAAAUUUCUGUCAGUGAUACAAGCGGAAACCUGGCAAACUUGUCUGAGGAUAUGGAAAGAUUUGAAAGAGCUUCGAGUGCUGGAUCGGGAAGACCUUGGGCUGAUCCUCCUGCUAAGUAUCCUCAAAGACAACACCUAGGUGAUGUGAUUCAGGGGGAAAAUGUAAGUGCUGCAUUCGAAGACUCUGAAUAUGAUUCUAUGAUUUCAAAGCAAUCUGGCCUGUUGAGCGGAAGGGCAGGUGAUAAACCGAAGGCACAAGGAGUUAACCCUUGGUUUGAAUCUGGUGGUGUCAUGCCAACAAUAUCAGAACAAAAGAAUGGUUUUGAUCUCAAACAUGGGUACUCAGCCUUAAGAUCUUCUGCUUCUGAUGCAAAUUUGCUACCCAGACACAGGUUACCUAUUAAAAGCACCAGUGAGAUGACGAAGAGCUGGAAGAACUCCGAGGAAGAGGAGUAUAUGUGGGAUGAUAUCAACUCAAGAUUGACUGAUCAGGGUGCAACCAGUGGCUCAGUCAGGGAGCGUUGGACACCUGAUGAUUCAGAGAGAAAUAGUGAAGCUUCAAUCGAUUCUCUAUCUACCGAACAUAAAAGCCUAGCGAAUUCUGGACAGCGAAUGACAUCGUGGUCUCAGGAACCGCCCAUGUCAGAGGGAAUUAGCUCUUUGAUAUCUUCCCGUGAUAUGCUGAGUAACUCUGGAAGCUAUCCACUUGCUCUCAGCGGGUUGCCAAAAACUUCUAAUGCAGGUAGGACAGCUUUCCCGUCAAAGGUGGGGCCUGGGACUACAGGCGCCAGUCGAGGCUAUCUCAUCUCGAAUGCCUCACUAGGAGCCACGGGAUCUGUAGGACAACAACGUCAGACUCUUGGAGCUUCGUCACCCUCUGCGCAGUCGCCAAUGCACCAAGGAGCUUCCUCUCCAUCCAUUUUACCUGAUAGAGAAAGAAAACAAUCGUUUCCUCUUUCAGAUCCUAGAGUCUCUCAACUUUUAGGGCGGAUUAAUACUGUUCCCCGCUCUCAGGUUACUCAUGGUUCACUGCCAUCAAAAUCUGAAAAUUUCCAUCCUCCAAAUUCACAAAGACUGCCACCGAAUUCUCGUCCCUUGGCUUCUUUAGCACAUUCUCCUCGAUUGAUGCAUGAUACAGAAUCCUCAGCGGUGGAGUCAUCACGUAAAUUCCCUGUUCAACCCUUGCCUCAAAUUUCAGGUUCUGGCAACUCAUCUGAAAAUUCGUUGUCAGAUGAUGCAAAUCCUACCGUCACAAAAUCUUCUGGUCAAUCAAGCACAAGUAGUCUGUUGGCUGCCGUAAUGAAGAGUGGAAUAAUUGGUACUCAUGUUACUAGUAGCUUGCCUCAGGUUUCUCCAGCUCUGUCAUCUCAGGAUUCGAAGCAGCAUUCUCUACCUAGUCGCCUUCCUUUGAAACCUUCCGUUUCACCUGUUUUGAGUCAGCCAUCAAUUGGGAAAACGUCUUCAAGAUAUUCUCAGAAGAAUGUUGAUCAGUUAUCCCUGCCUCGUAACGUGCCCCCCUCCUCUGCUGUAGGUAGUACCUCAUCACAGUCCUUGAAUGCUGCUGAUGCAGUCUCUGCUCCAGUGUCUACUCUUCUGAGCUCACUUGUUCAAAGGGGAUUAAUAUCUGCAUCUAAGAAGGAGUCCGCUUCUGCUACUGUAGAUGAAAUUUCUCCACCUCAGGACCUUGGUGUUGAAAUUACAAGUGCUUUGUCUAAAGUAGAUCCUACUCCAGCUUCAUUGCCGCUUUCUUCCUCAUCUACCUCUGAAGAGCUGCACCUUACUCAUUCUAUAUCCGAGUCCCAAGUUCAGCGCUCCCAGUCAAGGAAAGCAGAGAUACACAAUCUCAUCGGUUUCCAGUUUAAGCCAGACGUUCUUCGGGAAUUCCAUCCCGAAGUGGUCAGUGAACUCCUUGAGGACCUCCCUUACAAGUGCGGCAUGUGUGGCCUCAGGCUAAGAAUUGAAGAACGGUUUGACAGACACUUGGAAUGGCACGCUUUGCGUGAAAAAAAUAAAAAUAGUUUGAAAAGGGAAUCAAGGGAAUGGUACUUGGAUUCAGCUGAAUGGAUAAAAAGAAAUGCUGAUGUCUGUUCUAUUGCAGAACCAGUAGGUCCUAUGGAAGAUACAAACAAGGCCUCUGAAUGCAAAGAACAGAUGGUUCCUGCUGAUGAAAACCAAUGUUUAUGUAUUUUAUGUGGUGAGAUUUUUGAAGAUUUUUACUGUGAAGAAAGUAAGGAAUGGAUGUUCAAAGGAGCUGUGUAUUUUCCUUUACCAUGUUCUGAUAGUAACUCUGGAAGUACAAGUGAUGGUGCAUCUCCUGGUUACAUAGUCCACGAGAGCUGUGUAUCAGAAAAUUCUGCUCUUGAAUUGGAAUUUCCAAUGGAUAUGCAAUAGUAAGUUCUAAUGUUUAAUGUGAAAUGCUUGUCAAACUGGUCUUUUAUGUUACUGCAAGUUGUACCAUCUGAUAAUUAGUUAAAUGUUUAAGAGAUUAAACUUUAAUACUAUUUGUUUUCUGAGUUUUGGUUAAUCAUGUUUCAUUUUGCAUCUUCAAUGAUGUUACUUCUUUAGUUUUGGGUUUAGGGGGAUGGUGGGGUUGUUAGAUUUGUUCAAGGCACAUUUUACAUUGUCUGUAUGUUUUCUUGAGCUCUGAUAGCUAGUUUUGCGUGAAACGUCACUUACUGAUAUUGUUACUGAAUCCCCACAUAGAGCAUACUGUAGUUACUUGUUUGAUCAUCACACAUUCGCACUCAAUUGCCCUUCCUCAUUCCACUUGUCUUAUUGAUUAAGUUGCUUUCAAAUACUUCGCAAGCUAGUCCACCUACAGCUUUGUGAUUUUCUGCCUUGUGUGUGAUUUAUGAUCAGGAAAAAGUCCAAAUGGACUGAGUUGGAAAUUCUGAUAGUUGAACAGCCCUGUUGUAUGGUAAGGUGGGCAGACAAAUUGUGUUGUUCACCAGCUAGGCAAACACACAGAACAAGAAGCCCUGGGUGGCCUGUAAGUGCUAAGAAGGUUGAAAGUCUGCCUGCUUGGGGUUGUACGAUUUUGAUUUUGUUUUUGUUCUUCAGUUGAAAAUGAAUAGGAAUAUAAAGUGGCAGAUCAAUCUGGUUCUUAUGUCUUUUAUGGCUUUUACUUGUCUAUUUGGUAAACCCAACCCCCCACCCCUUUCAUACAAAAUUAUUGCUUAUUUUCGGAAUAUGAUGCAUGCAGCACAUUGUUAACAAAAUUAUUCUGAUGCGUGUCCUUCAAAAGUCAAGCUUGGGGAGCGGUGCAAAUCUCUAAGCAUUUGUGUCGAAAUUAGGAACUUUGAACGUUUGUUGUGAUCGACUACUCUUUGUUCCUUCCUUUCAUCUCUCGCUCUCUCUGAGUGCUUGUUUCCUCGAUAUAAAUUUUUAAUGGUUUUUAGAUUUCGGACUCCACUCUUUAAAUUCGGCACGAUAUUAAUGAUGAUUGCUAUCGAGUUGUGCAUGGGUAUUAGCCUAUUAGGCAUUUUGGAAGCUGUGCAAAUCUCUAAGCAUUUGUGUUGAAAUUAGGUAUAAUUUGAACGUUUGUUGUGAUCAACUACUUUUUGUUCCUUCCUUUCAUCUCUCGCUCCCUCUGAAUAGCUUGUUUACGCGAUGUAAAUUUUUAAUGGUUUCUAAAUUUCGGACUCAACUCCUUAAAUUCGGCACGAUAUCAAUGAUGAUUGCUAUUGUGUCGAAAUCUCUAAGCAUGGGUAUUAGGCAUUUUGGGAGCUGUGCAAAUCUCUAAGCAUUUGUGUGGAAAUUAGGUACUUCGAACGUUGGUUGAGAUCAACUACUUUUUGUUCCUCCCUUUCUUCUCUCAUUCUCUCUGAGUAGCUUGUUUCGGCGAUGUAAAUUUUUAAUGUUGUUGGCUUUUUAGAUUAUGGACUCAACUCCUUAAAUUCGGGGAGUCAUCAUAUGUACG